This is a messenger RNA of Danaus chrysippus (African queen), 3570 nucleotides long. The record is from the annotation of a GenBank genome assembly. Lineage: Eukaryota; Metazoa; Arthropoda; Insecta; Lepidoptera; Nymphalidae.
AUGUUGCAGAGAUUGUUUUGUAAAAGUUUCAGUGUAAAAUAUUGUGGAAGUCAGAAAAAACUACUGUUUAAAAUACCAUUUCAUAACCAUUCCUGUGAACAAUGUCGAUUCAGCCAAAUUGAUGCACAAAAGAAGAAUGGCCAUAUAGAAACCAUAAAAGAUAAAACUCAAAUAGCCACCUCGAAAAAGAUAAACGUAAAAUUAAAGACUUCUGAAUUAAAACGUUUACUUUCUUUGGCGGAACCUGAGAAAUGGACUCUUACUGGUGCUAUUGGUUUAUUAAUAAUUUCUUCAAGUGUAACAAUGGCAGUGCCAUUUUCAUUAGGAAUGGUAUUAGAUAUCAUUUACAGUGGUACAAAUGAUUUAGUGGCAGCCAGGGAAAAGCUAGACGAAUUAUGCCUAUAUUUGUGCGGAGUAUUUUUGGUUGGAGGACUUUGCAACUUUGGCAGAGUUUACUUGAUGUCAAUAUCGGGCCAGCGAAUGACGCAAGCUUUACGUAAACAAGUAUUCGGGUCAAUAAUGAAGCAGGAACCUGCGUGGUUUGGGAAUACUUCUACUGGCGAGCUUGUUAAUAGAUUAUCCGCUGAUACCCAAUUGGUAGGACGAAAUCUUAGCUCAAAUGUUAGUGACGGUCUACGGUCAUUAUUCAUGGUCGGAGCAGGUACAGGAAUGAUGUUCUACAUGUCCCCAUCAUUGGCCUUGAUAGGGUUGUGUGUGGUUCCUCCUGUUUCGGUGUUGGCAGUGAUAUAUGGACGUUUUGUGAGGGGCAUUACAAGACAAUUACAGGAUGCUCUGGCAGAAACUAGUGAGUUGGCAGAAGAAAAAAUAUCAAAUAUAAAGACUGUUAAGUCAUUUAGCAAGGAACAAAAAGAAUAUAAUUCUUAUGCACAAAGAAUUGAAUCAUUGCUGAAACUGGCUUAUAAGGAGUCACUUGCUGUUGGCAGUUUUUAUGGUUUGACUGGUCUUUCAGGGAACACAAUAAUUAUACUAGUUUUAUACUAUGGAGGUGGCAUGGUUGCUACGGAACAAUUAACAGUUGGCAACCUAACUUCUUUUCUACUAUAUGCAGCCUAUGUUGGUAUAAGUAUUGGAGGUUUGAGUAGCUUCUAUACGGAACUCAAUAAAGGCAUGGGGGCGGCAACCAGGUUGUGGCAGAUUAUAGAUAGGGAACCUAAAAUACCAGUUACAGGUGGACUUCGACCAAAAAGCAGACCGAGAGGUGAAAUAAUAUUAGAGAAUAUUCACUUCACAUAUCUUGGGGCCCCAUUAUUAAGUGGUCUCAAUUUGCAUUUACUGCCGGGGAAGAGUGUGGCAUUGGUUGGUCGUUCUGGAUGUGGGAAAAGUACUAUAGCCUCGCUUAUACUAAGAUUGUAUGACCCGGAGAGAGGAAGAGUCUUGUUAGAUGGUGUUGAUAUUAAACAGUUGGAUCCUGUCUGGUUGAGGAGUCAUAUCGGUUUUGUUAGUCAGGAACCAGUUCUAUUCACGGGCUCCAUUAAGGAUAAUAUUUUAUAUGGUGCUCCUGAUGAUUAUGAUCCUUCGCGUGAAGGGAAGGAUCCUUCAUGGUUGGUAGCGGCUCGGGCUGCCCAAUUGCAAGAGGUCGCAAGUGGUAGUGGAGCAGGCUGGGAGAGGGAUGUGGGCGCAAGGGGAGGACAACUCAGCGGCGGGCAGAAACAAAGGGUAGCCAUAGCUAGAGCUAUUAUAAAGAAUCCAAAAAUCUUGAUACUAGACGAAGCAACGUCAGCAUUGGAUGCGUAUUCCGAACAUUUAGUGGACAAGGCGUUGAAAGAUAUAAGCAGAGAUCGUACAGUCCUUACAAUAGCUCAUCGCCUCAGUACUAUACAGUCAGCUGACGAGGUCGCUGUAAUCGGUCAAGGGGCUAUAAUAGAAAAGGGAACAUACAACGAACUCAUAACAAAACCCGGAGCGAUUAAAACAGCGACGGUGAUCGAGCAUAAUGUUUUAAGUUCUCCGUGGGGUGAAAUUACUAUAGGAAACGAGACCUUAACUCAACACGUAUUUCAAGAUGUAGAAAGAUGGUCGGACGCUCCCUGUGUGACAUGCGGUGCAUCGGGUCGUUCAUACGACUACGGUAUGAUGAGGAUGUUGAUUGAUAGAUGUGCGAACGCUCUCGCCGGCCAUUUGAAACUAACGCCGGGUGAGAGAAUAGGUCUCAUACUACCGAAUCUACCUGAAUUCGUAGUGCUUAUACAUGGUGCUAUGCAAGCUGGCCUUGUAGUUACAUUCGCGAAUCCCCUGUAUACAGCUGAUGAGGUCGGACGCCAAUUUUCUGAUUGUGGAGUAAAAGCUAUUGCAACUAUUGAGAUGUUCAUGCCAGUUGCUGAAAAAGUCAGUAAAAUGUUAAAAGACUACAAAGGUACCAUUUGGGUUGGAGGCGAUGACGAUAAAGUAAAAGGUAUAUAUGGCCUGAAAUCCUUACUAAUGGCUGAUCAUAAAGCCGAUUUGCCGACUUUAAAUUGUGAUGACGUGUGUUUGGUCCCAUACUCAAGCGGAACGACGGGUUUACCUAAAGGCGUUAUGUUAACACACAAGAACUUAGUGUGCAAUCUCAAGCAGGUUCAAGUGCCGAAGAUGAUGAAGUAUGAAGGGGAGAAAGGUAAAGGAGACGUUAUUCUAACAGUUCCACCGUUUUUUCAUAUCUAUGGCUUUAACGGGAUACUCAACUACAAUCUCAUAUUAGGAUACCAUUUAGUGUCUAUUCCAAAAUUCACGCCAGAAGAUUAUAUCAACUGUUUGAUAGAGUACCAGCCAACUACGUUGUUCGUGGUUCCGUCUUUGCUAGCUUUUUUGGCGACUCAUCCUUCCGUGAAGAAGGAACAUCUUCAGUCCGUUGAAACCAUUAUGGUUGGAGCCGCGCCCACUACUGACAGCAUGCUAGAGAAGUUCCUCAUUAAAUGCGAGAAGAGCAAGGACCAGAUCAAGUUGCUUCAAGGUUACGGUAUGACAGAGAGUUCCCCCGUGACGCUGAUGACUCCAUACUCGUACCCGUACAGUAAGGUGGGCUCCGUGGGUCAGCUGGUGCCGUCCACUCAGGCUAGAGUGACGUCACUCACUGACGGCACACCUCUUGGACCACAUCACAGCGGGGAGCUGCUUCUGAGGGGUCCGCAGGUAAUGAAAGGUUAUUGGAACAAUGAGAAGGCGACCGCAGAGACUGUUGACAGUGAGGGCUGGCUGCAUACAGGCGACGUGGCAUAUUACGAUGAGGACGGGUACUUCUAUAUAGUUGACAGAACCAAAGAACUUAUUAAAGUUAAAGGGAACCAGGUGUCACCAACAGAAAUUGAGAGUAUAAUCAUGGAAAUGCCUGAAAUAGCGGAUGUCGCGGUCGUGGGAAUCCCUGAUGCGUUAGCCGGGGAAGUACCACGAGCUUUCGUCGUUCUGAAACCGGGAAGUAAAUUGACAGAAAAAAAUAUUUACGAUGUCGUAGCACAGAAACUUACUAAGUAUAAGCAUCUCGAAGGGGGUGUUGUAUUCGUAGAGGCUAUUCCAAGAAAUGUAGCUGGUAAAAUAUUGCGUAAUGAACUUAAAGUAUUAGGUAGGAAGAAGUGA